Syngnathus typhle (broad-nosed pipefish) is the source of this 1892-nucleotide messenger RNA. RefSeq names its product transmembrane protein 110, like (gene tmem110l). NCBI's taxonomy places the organism in Eukaryota, Metazoa, Chordata, Actinopteri, Syngnathiformes, Syngnathidae. Gene Ontology annotation, cellular component: membrane. Bases 256 to 1143 code for a protein of 295 amino acids. The transcript is spliced from 8 exons. The record is from RefSeq and is a predicted model, not a curated record.
UAACCGGAAGCUACCCUUUGCAAGCAGUGUUUACUUGACACUUGUUUUUCUUCUGCAGAAACGUGUAUGAAAGGCGAGAAAAUCGACUUGUAUGUUUGCUUUUGCUGCCUAAUCAGCAACCCUCAAACUCGCGUUAAUCACCGUAAGGCAACAUUGCGGGGACUUAAAAAAAAAAAAGACAUCAAGGAUUUGGCAGCGAGCUGCGCUUUUGUCCGUCAGCUCAGCGCGACGCGGCAGUAGUCGUCGCCAGCAUCCAUGGACAUGUACGGCCACAGCGGUUCUUUGCUGGCGAGGAGGUUGUCCGAUGCCGGAGACUUGGAGGUGACCAACAUGAGCGACAUCAACGCGGCCAACCCGCACGGAUGCGACAACGGCGCUCUGACUGACCGCUUCGGGGUCCUCAUCCAGGGCCUCCUGGCCAUCGUCGCCUUCAGCACGCUCAUGUUGAAAAGGUUCCGGGAGCCCGCAGGGAUCCGCCGACCGUGGAGGAUCUGGUUUUUUGACACAUCCAAGCAGGCCAUCGGCGCCCUCUUCAUCCACUUUGCUAACGUUUUCCUGUCCACGCUCACCAAAGAGGACCCUUGCUCACUGUACCUGAUGAACUUCCUGCUGGACGCCACCGUGGGCAUGCUGGUCAUCUGGCUGGCCGUCAAGCUGGUGUCCAAAGUGGUGGAGCACAAGCAGUGGACGCUGCUCACGUUCGGCGAGUACGGCGACCCCCCGCAGGCGGCGGCGUGGUUGGGCCAGUGCGGCACGUACCUGCUCAUCAUGGUUCUGGAAAAAGGAGUCAUCAGCCUGGUGCUGCUGGUGCCGGGAUGGUCCAAACUCCAGGCCGUUCUGCUGGGCUACAUCACGAACCCUCAAGUGGAGCUGGUGCUGGUCAUGCUCAUCGUGCCCUUCAUCGUCAACUCGGUCAUGUUCUGGGUGGUGGACAGCCUGACCAUGAGGAAGUCGAAGAGCAUGAAGAGCCCGGACGACUCGUGCCACGUCACGCCCAAGAAGGGCGGCGGCGGCGGCGCCGAGGAGUCACGGGUUCUUCUGACGGCGGAGACGGACGAGAGCGAAGAGGAGGGGGACGACGGCGCCCCGCCUCCCGUGCAGUUCUCGGGGGGGCAGGCCAGGCCCGACUGGGUGGCGGUGUGACGCCGCCGCCCGCACCUGAAGCUGCACACGCAAAGCGCCUCCACACACGCGGAUCAAGUUCAGACAAGGUCGCCACAGCGCAACAAAGACGAUGCACCUGAGGGCGCUGUACUUGAAAAUGGGACAUCAUGAAUCCAUGUUGGCGCUGGGGACUUUUUGGCAAUGAGAGUUGCUUCUCAUCUACCUUUUGAUGGAAGAUGGCAGCAUUUUCACGUGCCGGCUACUUCCAAGGAAGACCACAAGUUGUUGUUGUUUUUUUUCCUUUUAUUUCUCUCGUUUUUGUUUUGAAUUAGAGGCAAGAAAUCAUGUCAUCAUUUGUUUUGGUUAUUGACAGAAACAUUUUAUGUGGUAAAACAUUUUUUUUUUACCGAUCCCAUUUUUGAGUGGCAGAAAGAGGCUUCCAUGAAUGUGUUGAGGAGUUGAAACAUGAAUGUUAGCUUCAUGCUAAUUUUUGCGCAUUAUUAUGAUUGCCACUCAGCAGUUGCUUUGACUUUGGCCAAGCUAACUUUUCUUCCAAAUGAGGAUUCUUCAUUCUAUCGUGUAUUUAUUCGCAUGUGUACGACUUUUUGUUUUAUAGUCCAGUCUUUUUAAACCUUGCAGACUUCAACUUUACUGUUCUCGUUGGACCAAAGGUGUUGUAUUUGCUAUUUGAGCUUUUUUUUAUUUUUUGUUACGUCUGCCAGUGGUCACAAGGUGCUCCUUCCAGAAUGUAAUGUGUGGCCCAAAAUAAAAGUUGACUGACGCAGGAA